AUGGCCGAUUUACUUGGGGCUCCUUCGCAGCAGAUUCAACGAAUGGAUGGUUGGAACACUGAUACUAUGUCAAACUCCUAUCUUGAUUCUCUUCCUCGCCAAUUCAUGCGCGUUAUGGCCGGCUUUGAAAGCGAUGCUAGCUAUUACUUGCCUAGGGCUAAAGAGGAGCCAUGUGACAGAUUGAAGCAGUUGGUGUUUCCCUGGGUUGACUAUUGGUAUGAUCGACAUUCAAGCGGGACAGUUCAUGAAACUUCUGGUUCAGCCGACAAGUUUCUGCUUUUGAUUAAAUGCUUCAAGACGACUUUCUUACAAAACGCAGCUGUGAUGAUGGACGUAAUACCUGAACACCCUAUUUGGAGGCACGAAAUUUUCGGAAACCCACUCUUUCUAGAAUUUCAAAGAAAAGCAAAAGCUCACGUUGAAGAAAAUGAAGUGCCCCAUUCAUUAAUUAUUGAAAGAUUUGCGCCUGAAGUACAAGAGCAGCUUUCCAGCAUCAACCGAAGUAUAGCAAAUACAAUGCGAGAAUUGAAUGAACGUCAAAAGAAGUCGGAUAAAAUCCAGCAGCAAAUGCAAAAAGUGUUUGACAAUAUAGUCACCGGAAAGCAGCAACUGCAACUGUCUUUUAGAAUGGACCAAGGGAACCAAGCAGUAGCGACAACAGGCGCUGUCGCAAAUACCUCUGCCUUGCCAAGAUCAGAAGAUGUAUCGUAA
This is a messenger RNA of Mucor velutinosus, 711 nucleotides long. RefSeq lists its product as uncharacterized. The record is from RefSeq and is a predicted model, not a curated record. Gene Ontology annotation, molecular function: DNA binding. The transcript has 2 exons. The coding region runs from base 1 to 711 and encodes 236 amino acids. NCBI's taxonomy places the organism in Eukaryota, Fungi, Mucoromycota, Mucoromycetes, Mucorales, Mucoraceae.